UUCACACCACUAAUCUUUACUGUGGAGACUGUGGUGAUCGUUUCUGCAGCUGUGGAGACACACCAUGCCUGAGCCAUCCAAGUCUGCUCCAGCUCCUAAGAAGGGCUCUAAGAAGGCCAUCACCAAGGCGCAAAAGAAAGAUGGGAAAAAGCGAAAGCGCAGCCGUAAGGAGAGCUAUUCCAUUUAUGUGUACAAGGUACUGAAGCAGGUCCACCCGGACACUGGUAUUUCCUCCAAGGCUAUGGGCAUCAUGAAUUCGUUCGUCAACGACAUUUUCGAGCGGAUCGCCGGUGAGGCUUCGCGCCUUGCCCAUUACAACAAACGCUCGACCAUCACUUCCAGGGAGAUCCAGACGGCUGUGCGCCUGCUGCUGCCGGGGGAGCUGGCUAAGCACGCUGUGUCCGAGGGAACCAAGGCGGUUACCAAGUACACUAGCUCCAAAUAAGUGCUUUCAUAAGCACUUCGUAUUUCAAAGGCUCUUUUCAGAGCCACCCA
Molecule: messenger RNA, 495 nt
Organism: Phacochoerus africanus (Common warthog)
Lineage: Eukaryota; Metazoa; Chordata; Mammalia; Artiodactyla; Suidae
Product: histone H2B type 1-B
Exons: 1
Coding region: 65-445 (126 amino acids)
Cellular component (GO): nucleosome
Molecular function (GO): DNA binding; protein heterodimerization activity; structural constituent of chromatin
Source: RefSeq, a predicted model, not a curated record